Molecule: messenger RNA, 3009 nt
Organism: Amblyraja radiata (thorny skate)
Lineage: Eukaryota; Metazoa; Chordata; Chondrichthyes; Rajiformes; Rajidae
Gene: mbtps2
Product: membrane-bound transcription factor peptidase, site 2
Exons: 11
Coding region: 18-1502 (494 amino acids)
Biological process (GO): regulation of response to endoplasmic reticulum stress; membrane protein intracellular domain proteolysis
Cellular component (GO): cytoplasm; membrane
Molecular function (GO): metalloendopeptidase activity; protein binding
Source: RefSeq, a predicted model, not a curated record
CGGCCAUUUCCGGUGUGAUGGUGCCCGCCGCGGCGGUGCUGGGCCCGGUGGGGUUUUGGUGUGCGCUCUGCCUCGCCGACUCUGCGUUCAAGUCAUCGCCCAGUCUCAAGGUUUGGUAUGAAGAAUUUCUGACAAAAUUUGGGAUCAGCAUUGCCCCUUUCCACAUACGUUGGCAGUCUACUUUCUUUAAUCGGUUAUUUUUAAAGCUGGGACGAUGGAAGCCUCAGUUUCUGCACAUAUGGUUCAAUCUUGGAAUGGGAUUUGGUGUGGUCUUCAUGUUUAUAUCAAUAAUACUUCUCACCAAAACCCUCUCGCAGACACUGGCACUGAUGUCAGCUGACAGUCCGGCAGCUGAGAACCAACGCAUUCUACAAGUUGUGGUGCCUGGUGUUAACCUGCCUACAAGCCAGCUGGUAUAUUUUUUCAGCGUGAUUCUGCUCAGUGGCAUCAUUCAUGAAAUAGGUCACGGGGUGGCUGCAGUCAGAGAGCAAGUGAGAUUUAAUGGCUUUGGAGUAUUUAUUUUUGUAGUCUAUCCUGGGGCAUUUGUUGACCUCUACACAAACCAUUUGCAGUUAAUAUCCCCAGUCCAACAGCUACGAAUUUUCUGUGCAGGUGUUUGGCACAAUUUCGUCCUGGCGGUAAUGGCUUUACUCGUUCUGUACUUGUUACCACUCUUUCUCUUCCCUUUGUACUAUACUGGAAUUGGGCCGUUAGUCACUGAAGUUGCAGAGAAUUCCCCAGCUCUUGGACCCAGAGGAUUGUUUACAGGUGAUCUGAUUAAACAUGUGGAAAAUUGUUCGGUCUACAGUGUGGAAGAUUGGCACAAGUGCAUCGAAGAAAUCUCUUUGAAACCUCAGACUGGAUACUGCGUUAGUGAAGCAAACCUGCAUCAUCUAAGCUCCGUGAGUCGAGCUUACAAGAGACUCGACGGGACCACCGAAUGUUGUAACAACAACAGCCUUGUGGAUAUUUGCUUUUCUUACCAUGGCAACUUGCAGAUGACCCAGCACGUUUGUCUGGCAGCCAGGAAAGCCAUUGAAUCCAGCCGAGUGUGUCAGCGGAAUGAAGAUUGUCAGAAGGAGUUUGUCCGCAGCCUUUGUGCGAAGCCUUCUGUUGAAAAUCAAACCAGGCUGAUCAGAAUCAAGCACUCAUCUUCCAUGGAUAUGCUGUUUAUAGGACACCCUGUGCAUCUUCAGUAUACAGUGAGCCUUACCAACUACAUGCCUCGCUUUGGUUUCCUGCACUUGGACAUUCCUGGUGUAAUAGAAACGUUUUGCAAAUACCUGCUCUCUUUAUCAGGAGCACUAGCAGUGAUAAAUGCUGUGCCAUGUUUUGCCCUGGAUGGACAGUGGAUGUUGAGUUCAUUCCUAGAGGCCACACUCAGUUCUCUGAUUGUCGAGAAGAGCCACCGAGACCUAAUUGGGUUUUUUAUCUUGCUUUUUGGCAGUGCAUUGCUGGCUUCUAACGUGGUCCUGGGGCUUUGGAUGGUAACGGCUAGGUAGUGUUUUAAACCUAAUCUAAACUAAUUCCCAUGGUGUACACCUUUUAUUCAUACCUCUGUAUUGUACCCUUCCCUACCUCCAAUGUCGAAAAAGAUGAGCACACUCCCAAGAUUUUAAUGAAAACCAAUGGGCUGUGCCCAUGUGAAUGUUGUGCCAACUAUCCUGUGGCACAUGCCUUACUCUCAGGAGUAUGGAAUUGGAAAAGCGAUAGGAAUGCGGUCCUGGCACUAAGGACACCUUCUGUGGUAUUGUGUGGCACUACAAUUGUGCUCAAUGGAAUAGACGUAGAAUAGAUUUGGCAGCUCAAAAAUGGACAUCUGUGAGGUGCUGGGCACCAUCAGCAGCAACAGCAGCAGUAGAAAUGUUUGUCACCACAAUCUAACCUCAUGGCCUGGCACAUUCAUUACUCCACCAUGACAAUCAAUUCUGGUUCAAUGAGACAUGUGGGGACGCACCAGACAUACGCAGGAAUGCCAUGUUAACCUAGCAUAACUGUGACUGGGUCGACAAGUGUGCUUAAAUCAGUGAUUGACAGGGGUAAGCAGUCUCAACAAAUUGAAUCAAAAGUCUGCAGUUCAUUCAGUCGUGGAUGGUGGUGAACACUGAGGAGGAGUAGACAUCUUCCCUUUCUCAGCAAGGGCAGGGCUUGACGCUUUCAGCCAGAAAUGCUGAGUGGGUGAUCCAUCCUCAUGAAGUCCCCACUGUCACAAAAAACAGUCUUCAGCCAGUUUGAUUCACUCCACAUGAUAUAGGGAAGUGGCUGAGCACACUGCAUACAGCAAAGGCGAGAGGAACAACCAACAUCACAGCUGUAGGCUCUAGCCUAGUUACUCCAUGGAAGUGACCACACUGGUACUGUUACUGGUUUGACAAUGUGGAAAAUUGGUCAGGUCUGCCUUGUUCUCAAAAACGUGGGCAAAUUCAGUCCAGCUAAUCAUUGUCCAAUCAGUUUACUGUCACUCAUCAAAUUCAGGGAAGACCUCAUUUUCAGCUGCUAUCACUCAUGAAUCACCGGCUCACCAGUACUCAGUUUGGUUCCCACCAGAACUAUUUGGCCACAGAUCGCAUCAUAGACAUGGUCCACAGAUGGACCAGAGUGAGGUAAAAGUAACUGCCCUUGACAAUGAGGCUGCAUUUGACCGAGUGCAAACUCGAGGAACCAUGUUCAAACUGGCGUCAAUGGGAUUCAAGGAGAUAAUCUCAUUUGAGAAAGUCAUAAUACCAUAUACAUAGGAAGCUAAAUAUUGUUGCUGGAGGUCAACUACCAGUAUAACAUUGCAGGAGUUUCUCAGGGCAGUGUUCUAGGUCCCACCAAGCUCAGCUGCUUCAUCAAUGAUCUUUCUGACAUCAUAAGACAUGUUUAAUGAUUGAUCAGAAGGAGUUAACCAUAGUCACACAGUGUGGAAAAGGCCCUUCGGCCCAACUUGCCCACUAGGUGCCAUCUGCACUAGUUCCACCUGCCUGCGUUUAGCCCAUAUCCUUCUAAACCUAUCCUAUCCAUGUACCU